CCUAUUCUGAUCAGGUAGAUUUGCCUACAGAACACUGGGAGUUAUAUUGUUGAAAGAAUGCUUGAUGGAAUGUUUUGUGUACGAUAUCAGUUUCAUGUUUUAAUGCUUCCCCACUUAGUUGUAAUAGAGUCUGUGGAACAAAAAUGAAACAUUCUUGUUGAACUUAAGGUUAGAAUGAUUAUAUAACCUGAGAUUGUGUUAAAGAUAUUCAAAGUUGUGUUCUGUUUUGUUUUUUGAGGAAAGAUACAGCCUGGGAAUUUUAAAAACUUCUUUUAGCACUAUUUAAGUAUUUUUGCUUCUUCUAAAAAAGUGUAAUUUUAAAAAUAAACAUUUAAAUUAUUUAGGGGAUGAUUAUUUUAGGUCUUAGUGUAGUUAAAUAUUUCUUCUGGAACAUAUAAUGUAAUUCAGUUUUUGAAGCAAAAAUAAUUAGUAUUUUAGAACAGAAGUUUCAGUUUUUAAUGAUAAAUUCCCUUGUCAGUGUCUUUUAUAUUUCUGACUUUAGCUGAGAUGUAAUUUCAUGAAAUUAUUUGAACACCAUAUUGAUUAAAUUCAUUCUUUACACAAUCUGUUCUAAUUUUAUUUUGAUGCUGAUUUCUCUGCCUGGUUCAAGGAAUGAGCUUAAAGCAAUGUAUAACAUAUGUGAAUUUUCUAGUACUCUAUGAAAAUUUACCAAGACUGAAAUGUAUUUUUGUAGCUGUACUUCAUGAAAGCUGGGACAGGUGGUUUAAAACAAAAACCUAAAAAUUAAAUAAAAAAUCACUAUGAUAAUAUAAUAGAAACUUUAGUUUGGGAAUGUUCGGUUAUCAAAUCUACACCAGAUAAAACUAUUGUAGCUAUACCAUUUACUUGAGUUCCAUUGGAGCUUAAAUUCUGGCACUGCCUUAAGUAGUAUAGAAAUGAAAAACAGGAUAUGUGUUAUUACAUAGUACCCAGAGAUACUGUAACUUCAGUUAUAAUUUAACAUAUUCCCCUAUGUUCACAGUUUGUGGCAUAUAAUUCUUAGAGUUACAGUGAAAAAUUUAGAAUAUAUUAUUCUCUAAUAUUAAAACUUAAUAUUUAAUAGAAAUUUCCUUCAAUUUUUGAACAAAAGAAAAUAUUUUAAUAUGGUUACAUAAUAUAUCACACUGAUUGUGUGAAGACCAAAUUGAGCUCUGUUUUUAAGGUAAGAUUUCACCUGAAUCUUUUUCAGGUUUAUGUUAGUACAUCAAACUUUCUAACUUCAAAGGGAUUUUAAGAUUGUAUUGAGAUACUAACAUUCAAUUGAAAAAAUGAAUACUGCUGUUCUUCCACCGCGGGGAUACUUAAGAAUCACUGUCUGUGAGCCACAAUGUUUGAGGAUUUUUCUAGAUGAAUCUGUAAUGAUAAAUCUGGGCUUAUCCAACAUUUGUAUACCUAGUUCCCUUUUUAAUUGUUCCUUAUUCAUUGAUUCCUAUUCUUUGCCAGACACUCUACUAGGCACUGGUGGUGCAUAGAGAAGACACAUUUCCAAGACAGGCAACUUAGGGGAAUAGUCUGAGGCCACAUAGCUUUAAUCAUCUGAGUUCAUGCUGAAUAAAUCAAUCUAUUGGCAGGAUGUAUUGUACAGAGUGGCUGUGAAGAUAAUAUUAAAUAACAUGUAAAUUGCCUUGUAAAACUUAGCAAACAUGUGGGUACCUAUCUGAAUAUAUAUACAGGUGAUUUGUUUUUAGAUGUUGCUGUGCAUGGUGUUGACCACUCCUGUUUGAUUUAGAGAAACAGUAUAGUAUGGUAUUUAAAGCAUAGACUAGGAGCCAGAAUGCCUGGGUUUUGAUCUGACUCUAUGGUUUACAAGCUCUGUGACCUUGCCCAAGUUACUUAACCUUGCUGUACUUUAUUUUCCUCAUCUUCAAAAUGAGGAUGAUAACCAAGCCUACUUUAUGGGAUUGUUGUGAGAACCAAAUGAGUUAAUACAUGAAAAGCACUUAGAAUAGUGCUUAAUACAUACUAUGUGUUUAAUAAAUAUUAGCUAUUAUUAUUUUUAGUAUACUUAUAUUUGAUUUAUAACAGUUUUUUUAACACGGUACAGGUAAUAUAUGAACUUAAAUAUGGUUUCUUGUUUCAAAGUUUAUAGGCCUACUUUGUUCCUUGGGCCACAUGUUCCUUCCAGUCAUCGCUUGGGCUUGUUGAUACAUGUGAUGUGUGCCAGAUUUUUACACACUUACUAGAACUUGUGAAAUGAAUGUCAUCCUUUUCAAACUACUAUAAUUAUUUUUCUGAUUUUUUUUUUUUUUUUGAGACAAGGUCUCAGUCACUCAGGCUGGAGUGUAGUGACCCAAUCACAGGUUACUGCAGCACUUCAACCUCCCAUGCUCAACUGAUCCUCCUACUUCAGCCCCGCAAAGCACUUGGAUUACAGGCACCUGCUGCCACACACACCUGGCUAAUUUUAUUUGUAUUUAUUUGUAGAAAUGGGGUCUCCUUAUGUUGCGCAGGCUGGUCUCAAACUACUGGACUCAAGCGAUCCUCCUGCCUCAGCCUCUUAAGGUGUUGGGAUUACAGGAUGAGCUGCCAUGCCUGGCCUCAAACUACUCAUGUUUAGAACACUGUAUUUCCUGUUUAGGAAUCACUUUUAGGACAUAUGGCAUAUUGUUUUAAACAUCCUUUUUGGUGGUAUAUCUCUUCUUUGAGAGUAGGUUUGAUUUAAUUAAAUAAUAUAUUUUUUCAUGUUUUAGAAAGGUGAGUGAUAAGAAGUAUAAUUUGAAUUAAAAUGAAAAAUGGAGUAUAAAGUAAAAUGAAUAUUUUAAAAAUAUCUAAACAUAAUUAGAAAAGAAGAUUCCAAAAAUAUUUUUGAUAACUUGUCCUUGUUUACCCUUCUGAAGUGUCUAUUUAGAAAGGUGACACUGUCAGAUAUAUAAAUUGUAGUUUGUUAAAAUGUACAUGUUCACAGUCUCACACAGAAUUAUUACUUAAUAUUUGUGAAUCUUAUGUUGCUAUGCUUCUGAGGCUAAGUACUGUGUAAUAUAACCUAAAAUUCUUUAGAAAGUGUUUGUGGUCACAUUUCCUAGCUGAUAUUGUGCAUGCUUUUAAUAGCUUUUCUGUUAAAAAUUAUUUGGUAUUUCUCACAGAACUUUAAAUAUGCUCUAAUGUAUGUUAUGAAUUCCAAAGAUGAUAUGGUAUGUAUAAUUUUUCAUUUAUUAACUACAGAAUUCAUAACACAUCUCUUAGCAUCUCUUAUACCCAGUUCCCUUUUUUAACUAUAUAAAAUGAGUCAUUACAUUAUAUGUUUUACAUGUCAUUUUGUCUUCACAGCUAUUCUCUGCAAUAUAUCCUGCCAAUAAAUUGAUUUAUUCAGCAUGAACUCAGAUAAUUAGCAUCACUCAGAUGAUGCUAAUAAAGUACCUCGACCUAGUGGAUAUUUAAGAAACUGGAUUUACUCUUCAGGGAGACUAGUUCAUGGCCAUUAAGAUCAUUUGUAAGCCUAGCUGAUCCUGCUGCCCUUGGCUUCAUCAUUUCUCCAUGGUCUCUGCUGUUGCUGCCAUCUGGUAGUGUGUCAUUUACAGAUGAAAAUAUUUCCAAUCAGGAUCUUCGAGCAUUCACUGCACCAGAGGUUCUUCAAAAUCAGUCACUAACUUCUCUCUCAGAUGUUGAAAAGAUCCACAUUUAUUCUCUUGGAAUGACACUGUAUUGGGGGGCUGAUUAUGAAGUGCCUCAGAGCCAACCUAUUAAGCUUGGAGAUCAUCUCAACAGCAUACUGCUUGGAAUGUGUGAGGAUGUUAUUUACGCUCGAGUUUCUGUUCGGACUGUGCUGGAUGCUUGCAGUGCCCACAUUAGGAAUAGCAAUUGUGCACCCUCAUUUUCCUACGUGAAACACUUGGUAAAACUGGUUCUGGGAAAUCUUUCUGGGACAGAUCAGCUUUCCUGUAACAGUGAACAAAAGCCUGAUCGAAGCCAGGCUAUUCGAGAUCGAUUGCGAGGAAAAGGAUUACCAACAGGAAGAAGCUCUACUUCUGAUGUACUAGACAUACAAAAGCCUCCACUCUCUCAUCAGACCUUUCUUAACAAAGGGCUUAGUAAAUCUAUGGGAUUUCUGUCCAUCAAAGAUACACAAGAUGAGAAUUAUUUCAAGGACAUUUUAUCAGAUAAUUCUGGACGUGAAGAUUCUGAAAAUACAUUCUCCCCUUACCAGUUCAAAACUAGUGGCCCAGAAAAAAAACCCAUCCCUGGCAUUGAUGUGCUUUCUAAGAAGAAGAUCUGGGCUUCAUCCAUGGACUUGCUUUGUACAGCUGACAGAGACUUCUCUUCAGGAGAGACUGCCACAUAUCGUCGUUGUCACCCUGAGGCAGUAACAGUGCGGACUUCAACUACUCCUAGAAAAAAGGAGGCAAGAUACUCAGAUGGAAGUAUAGCCUUGGAUAUCUUUGGCCCUCAGAAAAUGGAUCCAAUAUAUCACACUCGAGAAUUGCCCACCUCCUCAGCAAUAUCAAGUGCUUUGGACCGAAUCCGAGAGAGACAAAAGAAACUUCAGGUUCUGAGGGAAGCCAUGAAUGUAGAAGAACCAGUUCGAAGAUACAAAACUUAUCAUGGUGAUGUCUUUAGUACCUCCAGUGAAAGUCCAUCUAUUAUUUCCUCUGAAUCAGAUUUCAGACAAGUGAGAAGAAGUGAAGCCUCAAAGAGGUUUGAAUCCAGCAGUGGUCUCCCAGGGGUAGAUGAAACCUUAAGUCAAGGCCAGUCACAGAGACCGAGCAGACAAUAUGAAACACCCUUUGAAGGCAACUUAAUUAAUCAAGAGAUCAUGCUAAAACGGCAAGAGGAAGAACUGAUGCAGCUACAAGCCAAAAUGGCCCUUAGACAGUCUCGGUUGAGCCUAUAUCCAGGAGACACAAUCAAAGCGUCCAUGCUUGACAUCACCAGGGAUCCGUUAAGAGAAAUUGCCCUAGAAACAGCCAUGACUCAAAGAAAACUGAGGAAUUUCUUUGGCCCUGAGUUUGUGAAAAUGACAAUUGAACCAUUUAUAUCUUUGGAUUUGCCACGGUCUAUUCUUACUAAGAAAGGGAAGAAUGAGGAUAACCGAAGGAAAGUAAACAUAAUGCUUCUGAACGGGCAAAGACUGGAACUGACCUGUGAUACCAAAACUAUAUGUAAAGAUGUGUUUGAUAUGGUUGUGGCACAUAUUGGCUUAGUAGAGCAUCAUUUGUUUGCUUUAGCUACCCUCAAAGAUAAUGAAUAUUUCUUUGUUGAUCCUGACUUAAAAUUAACCAAAGUGGCCCCAGAGGGAUGGAAAGAAGAACCAAAGAAAAAGACCAAAGCCACUGUUAAUUUUACUUUGUUUUUCAGAAUUAAAUUUUUUAUGGAUGAUGUUAGUCUAAUACAACAUACUCUGACGUGUCAUCAGUAUUACCUUCAGCUUCGAAAAGAUAUUUUGGAGGAAAGGAUGCACUGUGAUGAUGAGACUUCCUUAUUGCUGGCAUCCUUGGCUCUCCAGGCUGAGUAUGGAGAUUAUCAACCAGAGGUUCAUGGUGUGUCUUACUUUAGAAUGGAGCACUAUUUGCCCGCCAGAGUGAUGGAGAAACUUGAUUUAUCCUAUAUCAAAGAAGAGUUACCCAAAUUGCAUAAUACCUAUGUGGGAGCUUCUGAAAAAGAGACAGAGUUAGAAUUUUUAAAGGUCUGCCAAAGACUGACAGAAUAUGGAGUUCAUUUUCACCGAGUGCACCCUGAGAAGAAGUCACAAACAGGAAUAUUGCUUGGAGUCUGUUCUAAAGGUGUCCUUGUGUUUGAAGUUCACAAUGGAGUGCGCACAUUGGUCCUUCGCUUUCCAUGGAGGGAAACCAAGAAAAUAUCUUUUUCUAAAAAGAAAAUCACAUUGCAAAAUACAUCAGAUGGAAUAAAACAUGGCUUCCAGACAGACAACAGUAAGAUAUGCCAGUACCUGCUGCACCUCUGCUCUUACCAGCAUAAGUUCCAGCUACAGAUGAGAGCAAGACAGAGCAACCAAGAUGCCCAAGAUAUUGAGAGAGCUUCGUUUAGGAGCCUGAAUCUCCAAGCAGAGUCUGUUAGAGGAUUUAAUAUGGGACGAGCAAUCAGCACUGGCAGUCUGGCCAGCAGCACCCUCAACAAACUUGCUGUUCGACCUUUAUCAGUUCAAGCUGAGAUUCUGAAGAGGCUAUCCUGCUCAGAGCUGUCGCUUUACCAGCCAUUGCAAAACAGUUCAAAAGAGAAGAAUGACAAAGCUUCAUGGGAGGAAAAGCCUAGAGAGAUGAGUAAAUCAUACCAUGAUCUCAGUCAGGCCUCUCUCUAUCCACAUCGGAAAAAUGUCAUUGUUAACAUGGAACCCCCACCACAAACCGUUGCAGAGUUGGUGGGAAAACCUUCUCACCAGAUGUCAAGAUCUGAUGCAGAAUCUUUGGCAGGAGUGACAAAACUUAAUAAUUCAAAGUCUGUUGCGAGUUUAAAUAGAAGUCCUGAAAGGAGGAAACAUGAAUCAGACUCCUCAUCCAUUGAAGACCCUGGGCAAGCAUAUGUUCUAGGAAUGACUAUGCAUAGUUCUGGAAACUCUUCAUCCCAAGUACCCUUAAAAGAAAAUGAUGUGCUACACAAAAGAUGGAGCAUAGUAUCUUCACCAGAAAGGGAGAUCACCUUAGUGAACCUGAAAAAAGAUGCAAAGUAUGGCUUGGGAUUUCAAAUUAUUGGUGGGGAGAAGAUGGGAAGACUGGACCUAGGCAUAUUUAUCAGUUCAGUUGCCCCUGGAGGACCAGCUGACUUGGAUGGAUGCUUGAAGCCAGGAGACCGUUUGAUAUCUGUGAAUAGUGUGAGUCUGGAGGGAGUCAGCCACCAUGCUGCAAUUGAAAUUUUGCAAAAUGCACCUGAAGAUGUGACACUUGUUAUCUCUCAGCCAAAAGAAAAGAUAUCCAAAGUGCCUUCUACUCCUGUGCAUCUCACCAAUGAGAUGAAAAACUACAUGAAGAAAUCUUCCUACAUGCAAGACAGUGCUAUAGAUUCUUCUUCCAAGGAUCACCACUGGUCACGUGGUACCCUGAGGCACAUCUCGGAGAACUCCUUUGGGCCAUCUGGGGGCCUGCGGGAAGGAAGCCUGAGUUCUCAAGAUUCCAGGACUGAGAGUGCCAGCUUGUCUCAAAGCCAGGUCAAUGGUUUCUUUGCCAGCCAUUUAGGUGACCAAACCUGGCAGGAAUCACAGCAUGGCAGCCCUUCCCCAUCUGUAAUAUCCAAAGCCACCGAGAAAGAGACUUUCACUGAUAGUAACCAAAGCAAAACUAAAAAGCCAGGCAUUUCUGAUGUAACUGAUUACUCAGACCGUGGAGAUUCAGACAUGGAUGAAGCCACUUACUCCAGCAGUCAGGAUCAUCAAACACCAAAACAGGAAUCUUCCUCUUCAGUGAAUACAUCCAACAAGAUGAAUUUUAAAACUUUUUCUUCAUCACCUCCUAAGCCUGGAGAUAUCUUUGAGGUUGAACUGGCUAAAAAUGAUAACAGCUUGGGGAUAAGUGUCACGGUACUGUUUGACAAGGGAGGUGUGAAUACGAGUGUCAGACAUGGUGGCAUUUAUGUGAAAGCUGUUAUUCCCCAGGGAGCAGCAGAGUCUGAUGGUAGAAUUCACAAAGGUGAUCGCGUCCUAGCUGUCAAUGGAGUUAGUCUAGAAGGAGCCACCCAUAAGCAAGCUGUGGAAACACUGAGAAAUACAGGACAGGUGGUUCAUCUGUUAUUAGAAAAGGGACAAUCUCCAACAUCUAAAGAACAUGUCCCGGUAACCCCACAGUGUACCCUUUCAGAUCAGAAUGCCCAAGGUCAAGGCCCAGAAAAAGUGAAGAAAACAACUCAGGUCAAAGACUACAGCUUUGUCACUGAAGAAAAUACAUUUGAGGUAAAAUUAUUUAAAAAUAGCUCAGGUCUAGGAUUCAGUUUUUCUCGAGAAGAUAAUCUUAUACCGGAGCAAAUUAAUGCCAGCAUAGUAAGGGUUAAAAAGCUCUUUCCUGGACAGCCAGCAGCAGAAAGUGGAAAAAUUGAUGUAGGAGAUGUUAUCUUGAAAGUGAAUGGAGCCUCUUUGAAAGGACUAUCUCAGCAGGAAGUCAUAUCUGCUCUCAGGGGAACUGCUCCAGAAGUAUUCUUGCUUCUCUGCAGACCUCCACCUGGUGUGCUACCGGAAAUUGAUACUGCGCUUUUGACCCCACUUCAGUCUCCAGCACAAGUACUUCCAAACAGCAGUAAAGACUCUUCUCAGCCAUCAUGUGUGGAGCAAAGCACCAGCUCAGAUGAAAAUGAAAUGUCAGACAAAAGCAAAAAACAGUGCAAGUCCCCAUCCAGAAGAGACAGUUACAGUGACAGCAGUGGGAGUGGAGAAGAUGACUUAGUGACAGCUCCAGCAAACAUAUCAAAUUCGACCUGGAGUUCAGCUUUGCAUCAGACUCUAAGCAACAUGGUAUCACAGGCACAGAGUCAUCAUGAAGCACCCAAGAGUCAAGAAGAUACCAUUUGUACCAUGUUUUACUAUCCUCAGAAAAUUCCCAAUAAACCAGAGUUUGAGGACAGUAAUCCUUCCCCUCUACCACCGGAUAUGGCUCCUGGGCAGAGUUAUCAACCCCAAUCAGAAUCUGCUUCCUCUAGUUCGAUGGAUAAGUAUCAUAUACAUCACAUUUCUGAACCAACUAGACAAGAAAACUGGACACCUUUGAAAAAUGACUUGGAAAAUCACCUUGAAGACUUUGAACUGGAAGUAGAACUCCUCAUUACCCUAAUUAAAUCAGAAAAAGGAAGCCUGGGUUUUACAGUAACCAAAGGCAAUCAGAGAAUUGGUUGUUAUGUUCAUGAUGUCAUACAGGAUCCAGCCAAAAGUGAUGGAAGGCUAAAACCUGGGGACCGGCUCAUAAAGGUUAAUGAUACAGAUGUUACUAAUAUGACUCAUACAGAUGCAGUUAAUCUGCUCCGGGCUGCAUCCAAAACAGUCAGAUUAGUUAUUGGACGAGUUCUAGAAUUACCCAGAAUACCAAUGUUGCCUCAUUUGCUACCGGACAUAACACUAACGUGCAACAAAGAGGAGUUGGGUUUUUCCUUAUGUGGAGGUCAUGACAGCCUUUAUCAAGUGGUAUAUAUUAGUGAUAUUAAUCCAAGGUCCGUCGCAGCCAUUGAGGGUAAUCUCCAGCUAUUAGAUGUCAUCCAUUAUGUGAACGGAGUCAGCACACAAGGAAUGACCUUGGAGGAAGUUAACAGAGCAUUAGACAUGUCACUUCCUUCAUUGGUAUUGAAAGCAACAAGAAAUGAUCUUCCAGUGGUCCCCAGCUCAAAGAGGUCUGCUGUUUCAGCUCCAAAGUCAACCAAAGGCAAUGGUUCCUACAGUGUGGGGUCUUGCAGCCAGCCUGCCCUCACUCCUAAUGAUUCAUUCUCCACGGUUGCUGGGGAAGAAAUAAAUGAAAUAUCGUACCCCAAAGGAAAAUGUUCUACUUAUCAGAUAAAGGGAUCACCAAACUUGACUCUGCCCAAAGGUAGUUUUCCAAAUCAGUCAUCUAAUUACUCUAAAUGCCCUAAUAAUUCAGAAUCUUAUAUACAAGAAGAUGACAUUUAUGAUGAUUCCCAAGAAGCUGAAGUUAUCCAGUCUCUGCUGGAUGUUGUGGAUGAGGAAGCCCAGAAUCUUUUAAACGAAAAUAAUGCAGCAGGAUACUCCUGUGGUCCAGGUACAUUAAAGAUGAAUGGGAAGUUAUCAGAAGAGAGAACAGAAGAUACAGACUGCGAUGGUUCACCUUUACCUGAGUAUUUUACUGAGGCCACCAAAAUGAAUGGCUGUGAAGAAUAUUGUGAAGAAAAAGUAAAAAGUGAAAGCUUAAUUCAGAAGCCACAAGAAAAGAAGACUGAUGAUGAUGAAAUAACAUGGGGAAAUGAUGAGUUGCCAAUAGAGAGAACAAACCAUGAAGAUUCUGAUAAAGAUCAUUCCUUUCUGACAAACGAUGAGCUCGCUGUACUCCCUGUCGUCAAAGUGCUUCCCUCUGGUAAAUACACGGGUGCCAACUUAAAAUCAGUCAUUCGAGUCCUGCGGGGUUUGCUAGAUCAAGGAAUUCCUUCUAAGGAGCUGGAGAAUCUUCAAGAAUUAAAACCUUUGGAUCAGUGUCUAAUUGGGCAAACUAAGGAAAACAGAAGGAAGAACAGAUAUAAAAAUAUACUUCCCUAUGAUGCUACAAGAGUGCCUCUUGGAGAUGAAGGUGGCUAUAUCAAUGCCAGCUUCAUUAAGAUACCAGUUGGGAAAGAAGAGUUCGUUUACAUUGCCUGCCAAGGACCACUGCCUACAACUGUUGGAGACUUCUGGCAGAUGAUUUGGGAGCAAAAAUCCACAGUGAUAGCCAUGAUGACUCAAGAAGUAGAAGGAGAAAAAAUCAAAUGCCAGCGCUAUUGGCCCAACAUCCUAGGCAAAACAACAAUGGUCAGCAACAGACUUCGACUGGCUCUUGUGAGAAUGCAGCAGCUGAAGGGCUUUGUGGUGAGGGCAAUGACCCUUGAAGAUAUUCAGACCAGAGAGGUGCGCCAUAUUUCUCAUCUGAAUUUCACUGCCUGGCCAGACCAUGAUACACCUUCUCAACCAGAUGAUCUGCUUACUUUUAUCUCCUACAUGAGACACAUCCACAGAUCAGGCCCAAUCAUUACGCACUGCAGUGCUGGCAUUGGACGUUCAGGGACCCUGAUUUGCAUAGAUGUGGUUCUGGGAUUAAUCAGUCAGGAUCUUGAUUUUGACAUCUCUGAUUUGGUGCGCUGCAUGAGACUACAAAGACACGGAAUGGUUCAGACAGAGGAUCAAUAUAUUUUCUGCUAUCAAGUCAUCCUUUAUGUCCUGACACGUCUUCAAGCAGAAGAAGAGCAAAAACAGCAGCCUCAGCUUCUGAAGUGACAUGAAAAGAGCCUCUGGAUGCAUUUCCAUUUCUCUCCUUAACCUCCAGCAGACUCCUGCUCUCUAUCCAAAAUAAAGAUCACAGAGCAGCAAGUUCAUACAACAUGCAUGUUCUCCUCUAUCUUAGAGGGGUAUUCUUCUUGAAAAUAAAAAAUAUUGAAAUGCUGUAUUUUUACAGCUACUUUAACCUAUGAUAAUUAUUUACAAAAUUUUAACACUAACCAAACAAUGCAGAUCUUAGGGAUGAUUAAAGGCAGCAUUUGAUGAUAGCAGACAUUGUUACAAGGACAUGGUGAGUCUAUUUUUAAUGCACCAAUCUUGUUUAUAGCAAAAAUGUUUUCCAAUAUUUUAAUAAAGUAGUUAUUUUAUAGGGGAUACUUGAAACCAGUAUUUAAGCUUUAAAUGACAGUAAUAUUGGCAUAGAAAAAAGUAGCAAAUGUUUACUGUAUCAAUUUCUAAUGUUUACUAUAUAGAAUUUCCUGUAAUAUAUUUAUAUACUUUUUCAUGAAAAUGGAGUUAUCAGUUAUCUGUUUGUUACUGCAUCAUCUGUUUGUAAUCAUUAUCUCACUUUGUAAAUAAAAACACACCUUAAAACAUGAACAAGCCAAAA
Homo sapiens (human) is the source of this 11450-nucleotide messenger RNA. It is a transcript of the gene PTPN13, whose product is annotated as protein tyrosine phosphatase non-receptor type 13. Gene Ontology annotation, cellular component: cytoskeleton; cytoplasm; cell body. The transcript has 47 exons. Lineage: Eukaryota; Metazoa; Chordata; Mammalia; Primates; Hominidae. The record is from RefSeq and is a predicted model, not a curated record. Gene Ontology annotation, molecular function: protein tyrosine phosphatase activity. Bases 3632 to 10840 code for a protein of 2402 amino acids. Gene Ontology annotation, biological process: cellular response to toxic substance; negative regulation of excitatory synapse assembly.